AUGAUGCCUGUAAAUGAGGAAGAAGACGAUAAGAAAGGUGACGCAGAUGGGGAACUACCAUCUCGCACUGCACAGAAGAACUCGAGCCACUCCAAUACGGUCAAAGAUUCAAAGAAGUCAAGUGGAGAAGAUGCAAUUGUAAGAUGGUCUUUCUCAAGUUUAUAUGAAGAGGAUGAAGAGAAGGGAUUGAGGAGAACGCUCAGUUUGAAGAACGCCAUUACAAUGACGAUGGGCGGAGUGAUUGGUGCAGGAUUAUUUGUCGCCCCUACGGGCGUUCAACGAGCUGCUGGCUCAGUCGGCGCGUCAAUCAUAAUAUGGUUUAUAUGUGGAGUAUGGUGUUUUCUUGGUUCGUGUAUCUAUGCCGAACUCGGUAUUAUGAUUCCAAAGUCGGGCGGUGACUAUGCUUACCUUAUGGAAGCAUUUGGACCCUUUCUCGCAUUUCUCAGGUUCUGGAUAGAAGGAAUGGUAGUAAGGUAUAUCUGCCUAUAUAUCCGGCAUCAUUCGCAGUCAAAAUACAGUCUGUUCCAAACAGGACCAGGGAAAAACAUUUUAUGUGGAACUCACAUUCUUCGCGAGCGCCAGCGGUGGCCUAGGGAACAACUGUGCUCUUUUGAACCCCUUGCGCGGACUGCUAGUUCUGGAGCGACAUGCAUAUUGCCAGGACCAGAUGCCCGCAAAGGCGGUCCGACUGGCCAAGUUUCUUCCUCUACCCAUGCGGUCGCGAUACGGCCACCGUUGCGUGACGCGCAUCAACCCAAUUUCUGCCUGAACGAAGUUGGAACUGAUUGCAGGCUUUGUGUGGGAGUGACGGUUGCUGAUAGGGGCGCUUGGGUCCUGCGCGGUCGCCUCGUUUAG
Messenger RNA from Cylicocyclus nassatus, 855 nucleotides. The record is from the annotation of a GenBank genome assembly. NCBI's taxonomy places the organism in Eukaryota, Metazoa, Nematoda, Chromadorea, Rhabditida, Strongylidae.